Molecule: messenger RNA, 207 nt
Organism: Monascus purpureus
Lineage: Eukaryota; Fungi; Ascomycota; Eurotiomycetes; Eurotiales; Aspergillaceae
Source: the annotation of a GenBank genome assembly
AUGUCUGCAGUCGCAAACGCCCAAUUUGACUUCAUCGUCGUUGGAGGCGGGACUGCCGGCAACACAGUCGCCGGACGUCUCGCUGAGAAUCCCAAUGUCCACAUCUUGGUCGUUGAGGCUGGUGUAGCUCAUCCUGAUCAGGCUGAGGAUAUUACCACUCCGUCCAAAGCCUUUGGUCUCCGUGGAAACGACUAUGAUCAAACGUGA